AUGACAGAGCCAAAUACCACAGAAGCACCUUCAGUUGACGAUUGUGAAUCCCCGAAUUCCGCCAACUCGGUUGCCACCUCACAGGGCGACGUCCCGGUCGAUGACUCGGAUGGAAUACCGGCGAGCGAGCACUACUGGCAGACAGUCUCCGACUUGGCGCCCGAUAUAACAAGGGCUGCGAAAACUAUAUUGUCGAAUAAGAGGCCACAUUUCAAAAAGGUGGUUGCCGUCAUUGCCUACUGGGAGUCAGCUUCCGGGCUGGACCAUCUCCGUGCUCAGGCCGAUAAGCUCGGCAGACUGUUCAAAGACGAUUUCAAGUUCGAGGUACUGGUAUAUAAGAUUCCGGACAAUGUCGAGGAUUGGGAAUUCAUCUCAAUCAUUGGUGGUGAGUUGUGCAAAGUCUCAAAGGAUCGAGACGGUUUGUUCAUCCUGUACUAUGGAGGCUCUGACAAGCAAAGCGAGUAUAAUCUCGCCCAGUUUCCCCAUUAUCAAGACUUUGUGGGUCCAUGUCGCCGCGGCGAAUCUGCCUCGGCGCUGAUCAAGAAGGUGACAUCUCCUGUUGAGUCCGAGAAUCGUCCACGGACUGCUCCCGACGUGCUGCAUCGCCUGACAACAAUGACGGAUGCCGCGGUUUGCGUUGCUAUUACUUUCAAGUGCACCGCGGAAGCAUUCAUGGUAGAAUCCCAAGCCAUCCAAAAGAACUGGCAAAAGUGGUUCAGAUUUGCCCCUACCGAGGUUGAUGAUGUUAUUGUCCAAGCAUGUCGUGAGCCUCCGCCGACGGGGUGUAAAAGAUAUUCUUCUCAGUACGCCUUCACAUGCUCCAAUCCGCCCUGA
This is a messenger RNA of Metarhizium robertsii ARSEF 23, 834 nucleotides long. RefSeq lists its product as uncharacterized. Bases 1 to 834 code for a protein of 277 amino acids. The transcript has 3 exons. NCBI's taxonomy places the organism in Eukaryota, Fungi, Ascomycota, Sordariomycetes, Hypocreales, Clavicipitaceae. The record is from RefSeq and is a predicted model, not a curated record.